This is a messenger RNA of Poecilia reticulata (guppy), 1359 nucleotides long. RefSeq lists its product as uncharacterized. Lineage: Eukaryota; Metazoa; Chordata; Actinopteri; Cyprinodontiformes; Poeciliidae. Gene Ontology annotation, molecular function: insulin-like growth factor binding. Gene Ontology annotation, biological process: regulation of signal transduction; regulation of cell growth. Gene Ontology annotation, cellular component: extracellular region. The record is from RefSeq and is a predicted model, not a curated record.
UGAUGGUGUCAUGAACCCCUCGUCAAAUUAAGCGUUAGCAAUUUCUGCUCCUGGAACUAGCCAAUCAGUGUUUGCGUUGUAGAAACGCCCUCUUUACGUCUACCCAUCGCCUCGCCUUGCUGCUGUGAUCGUCAUGAUUAUAAAACCACAAACUUUUCCUCCACUCAUGAUCACACCAGUAUGACCCCAAGCAUGUGGACGCUCCUCCUUCUGUGUGUCCCGUUGGGGGUGUUGGGGUCAGAGGGCGCCCAGCCCGCGGACGGCCAGCAGCUCCAGACCCUGAACUGCCCGCCCUGUGAGCGGAUCCACUGCUCCUCCAGGCGGGCACUGAGGCUCCAAUGCAAAGGCGGCGUGACGACGGGCGUCUGCGGCUGCUGUCCCGUGUGCGCCCGGACAGAGGGGGAGAGCUGCGGCGGGAACUGGGACUACCUGGGGAAGUGUGAUGAGGGGCUGGUGUGUGUUUCUGAGGAGGCUGCGGCUGAUAAACCAAACGCAGAAACUAAAGGCAUCUGUAAGGCAGUGAUUGAAACCCUCAACCCAGAGAGCUGCAGCCCAGAUUGCACCAAGGAGUUCUGUCAGGCCAAUCCUUCUGCAAUCUGCUCCGCCAGGUUUGCAUCUCUGGACAAGAAGGAAUGUCAGGGCUCCUGCCAGCACACUACCUGCUCAAGCUGCGUCGUGCUGAAGCGUCCGUCCUGCCCCCAAAGCUGCGCCGCGUCCGAUUCCGCCUGCCUGCACCGCUUCGGCAGGUGUGUGCACAAUCACCUGAGAGCUCAUCCCGCCUGCAGCAGUGACGUACAGAACCACACCGAGGGGAUUUUAGUGUGUUUGGUGCCGGACUGUUUACACCCGAACCCACGUCUGUAAACCCACAAAACACGAGGAUUUGAUGGAAACCACAGGAUAAUGUAGCAAAAUGGGAAAAAUGGCAGCUAUUUUCCUAAUGUCGGUAGCUUGAAGAAAAUACUUUAUGCGAUAUUAUUUUAUGAUGUAAGCUGUAAAUAUGUAAUCUGGCAGUUUGUAAAAUAAACUUUGUGUAAAUUUCUUCUAAAUAAACAUCCAAGAGACACUCAGCUGUCUGGUUUAAUUGGUCAUCCUGGAUUUACAGUAUUCAGAGUUUGACUUCCUGUUUACCCUUUGUGUUACAUGUUGAAAAUGCAGUUCGAUAAACUUCAAUGACUUUCAGAGAGGUUUGUGGAAUCAACUUACGUACUCCUUCUAUGGUUACCUAGCAACUCACUCAUUCUAUGGUUACCUAGUAACUCACUCAUUCUAUGGUUACCUAGCAACAACCUGCUGAGAAACUUGCCCAGUUGUGCCUCAUGACUGCUUAAAAAUAAACAGCGGGGUGUGAAAAAAGAG